CUGCUGGAGACGCUGCUGAACGUCGACCUGCCCAAGCUGCUGCAGCUCAUUCCCGAGGAGCAGAGCCGCACCGGCGUCCGGGUGGCCGCCGUGUCGCAGGUCACGGGAGCGCCGUCCCCGUUCGCGGUGAUGAAGGUGUCGGGCAUGAGCGAGCAGGGCGGAAGCAGUCGGUUACCAGAAGUCCUACAUCGUGCCGCCGAAGACCGCGGACUACAAG
Molecule: messenger RNA, 217 nt
Organism: Prorocentrum cordatum
Lineage: Eukaryota; Dinophyceae; Prorocentrales; Prorocentraceae
Source: the annotation of a GenBank genome assembly